AUUUUUUAACUUGUACUAGAUUCGCUUCUAAAAUACCUGUUUUACCUAUUCAGACAAAGAUUGUUUACUUUUGUGUACACAAAAAAAGCCGACGUCACCCCUCACAUUAUCAUAGCGGUACAGUACGUUUGUUAUCUAACCUAGGUUUUUGUAAAUCGAUAUCUACCCAAAGAGAUAGCAAAUGUGUAAUGUUAAAAUAUGCGCAUAAUACGGUUGAAUUUAACAGAUAAGUUGAAUGUAGCAGAUAAAUACUCUAUAUUGUUUGUUACAUAAGUAGUUUAGAUGAUUAACCAUUUAAACAGCAGCUAUGUUUUCUACGAGAUACAAGGACCUAAAAUUUGACGACGAAAAAUCAACGAUCGAUGAGCUCGUAAGUAAAGAAAAGUUACCAAUUUCUGUAAGGAUAUGCCAAACAGGAAGUCGAACAACGCUAAUUGAUAUUCCAAAAGGAACAGAAAUUCUUUUUCAACAGACGUCGAAAGAACUUUUUGCACAUGUAAAAGUUUUGCAAUUUUAUGAUAAUGAAAAGAUUCAAAGACAUAAAGGUGCAGAAUAUGUGUUAGAGCAUGAUACAUUUGUAGGAAAUGAAUAUCUUAUGCCACUGGAGUUUCCAGGAUACGUUAAGCUAGUGCGUAGACCCGGAAGUCGUGGAAGAUAUCUAACAAUUAAACAGGUUAUCGAUGAUUGUCCAGCAUUUGUGAAAGUUGAACAAGAUGCAGAGGCAUUUCUUACAAAUGACAAGAAACAAAAAGUCACAAUCAAGGCAAUGGCAAUUUUAGAACUUAAGAACAUACUUCACAGUUAUUCGGGUAUUCAUACGGAAGCAGAAUUCAGCGAUGGUAUUCAAACAUAUACAUUUAGUGAGAACGAUAACGUUAAUUUUACAAUCGUGGAAAAGGAUACUCUGUAUAGUCUGAACUCACUGCCUCAAAUUAAUUUGCUCCCGAAAGUAAUUGUAUUCCAUGAAAUAACUCCACAUAAUAUUGCAUUGAAAGACGUUACGUUAAGAAGUGCUAUGUGUACAAUAGUGGAAGGGCCGAUUGAGAUAUUAGAUUUUGUAAAUGUUGAAUAUCUCACUUGCUGGACAAGACAAAAACGCCUGAAGACUUUUGAAACAGUAUUAAUUCCGAGACAGUUGUGGAAUAAAGUUUCUGCUCAGAAACGUUGUUUACACAGUGAGGACGAUAGAGAGAAACACUUAACGAAAAAGUUCGGAUCCUGUUUACGUUCACAAUUCGUAUCGAAAUCACUUUAUUUUAUGCAAAAUGAUGCUUCAGAAGUAACUUGGCUAAGAUGUCCUGAAUUCUUCAAACAACACCUGGAGGGGAAUACUUUGUAUGACGUUAUCAGACUGCCUUUCUAUGAUUCCUCGGAUGAUGAAAACAUCUAUCAAGACAUUGAAGAACCAGUUCCAAGAAUUCCAGAAAGAGGGAAUACUGACUCUAAGAUAAUUACGUCAGUGAUAGAUGAUCGUAAGAAAAUGUUUGGAAAUAUGCAAGCAUCCAUCAGAGCCAAUACAGGCGAGAAAGGCAUGCCUCCUAAAUACAAGAAAUCAACUGAAAUGGUAGAGACGGAAAUUAUAGGGAGUACCAAGCAAGAAAAGAUACUGGCAGGGGAUCAGCUACAAAGAUCAUUGCCCUCCAUUCCAGAAAGAAAAAAUACUACUCGUGAUAACAAAUAUACCAAACUAGAAGUCACAAAACCUUCGAGAGUUUAUGAGUCGUUAGAUGUUUAUGGUGAUUCGUUGCCGUUGGGAUACUCGAAAAACAUACCUGACAAAUCGCAACAAUAUCUUGAAGUUGGACAAGUGAAAAAAGUCCUACAAGAAAACCAAACCGAGGAAGACUUUUACAACUAUACUGUCAAAGAAGUUUCAUUUUGUUUUGAGCACUGCGGAUUGAAAAGCCUUGCUGAUAUAUGCUAUGAUAAAAAAUUAGAUGGUUCCUUCUUCAGAGGAUUUAGUGAUUGGCAAGAGCUAAACUUGUCUAAUCUGGAUGUUAUUAUACUGAAGAAAAUGAUUUAUGAAGGUUGGCGUUCAAAAGAUGACAGUACUUAUGCUAUAAGUACUCAUAUGUAGAUAAACUUCAACUGCUGUAACUCUUAACAUGUUAUUGUAGUUUUAGAUAUAAGUACUUUUUCCAGUGAACAAAAGCAUAAAGGUUAACAAAAAUGUAUGGUCUGUACGUAACCGAUAUUGCUCUAUUCUAAAUAUCGGUGUUUUAUCAGGUAAAAUGUACUACAUUUACAUGAAUACUUUUCUGAAGUAAAAAUAUAAAUUUUGAGUUUAAUUUGUGUAAUAAUCUACGGUUUGGGUUCAGCUAAGCAGCGCUGUAACUUAUAAGCUUGAUGAUUUAAAGGAUUAAUUACAGGACAUUUGUAAGAACUAUAUCAUUCAUGCGUUAGAUUAUUGUAAAAAACGAAGGAAAAGUAGAACAGGAAGUUAUCUGAUUAGAAAACAGAAAGACGACGGGUGUUUGAUGUUCUGUUACAAUUGUGUCAUACCCAUGUUAACCCCGGAACAAAAUGUAGCCGAUAAGCUGGAAAUGUAAACAUAGCCCUCUCAUUCCUCAGUACGUGCACGUUGUUGAGAGGCACACAGCAUCGGUAGAACUUUUUAGCUCGGUUGAAUUUCAAUUCACCUAAGACACAUUAACUGGUGAAGAUCCAAGCGCGGUUUUGAACAUAGAGGGCUGAACAUAGGGGUCAAACUACUAUCACUUCAGAAUUGGGGAGUGUAACUACUCGCAAUCUACGAACCAGCUGCCGAUGUCUUGACUGAAGCCGAUGAGAGCGGCCGUACAAAAAAGUAGACAAGAACGACGAGGAAGGGUAUUAGGGUGCAUGAGUCGCUAUAACGCAGUGACGACUUGAAGGCAGACCCUUUGCUUGGCACAAACAGCCCUGCAUUAUUAUUACAAGUAACUGUACGUUAAGGUGCUCAUUGACCUCUGUACAGUGCCCUACUUUCAGCUCAAAAUUCAUUUCUUCGGUCAAUGCACGGAAGUAAAUUCUUGAACAUUAAACUUUAAAGGGCAUAAAUGUUGACAUAUCAAGGGUCCCUACUCGACAGUGAAAGCUAAUUGUUAGGCCUUUACGGGCGGAUGGACCCUCACUUAACAAAAAUUACUUGACUUGACGUAUAUAAAAAUUGCUGUCUGCAUACCUGCGCUGUUUAGGUAUCAAUGGUCACAUGGUCAAUUUGAUAACUAAAUGUAACAAAAUUGAUUCUUGAUUCUAUAUAAAUGUUAGAAAAUUUGGCAGUGAAAGUAUCUGGAUUUGGAAAAUUGACUUGAUGAUAUAAGUGAAACUGUAUUUGUAAAUUUUGAAUAGAUUAAUGGUUCAAAAUAUCACAUAAUUAAUGACAACAUACAUUUGUAACUCAUCUUAUGUUUCAGUAAAAUCAUACCAGCAAUCUA
Ruditapes philippinarum (Manila clam) is the source of this 3416-nucleotide messenger RNA. RefSeq lists its product as uncharacterized. The record is from RefSeq and is a predicted model, not a curated record. The coding region runs from base 308 to 2077 and encodes 589 amino acids. Lineage: Eukaryota; Metazoa; Mollusca; Bivalvia; Venerida; Veneridae. The transcript has 5 exons.